AUGGAGGCGGGAGAAAGGCUGAUGUCCCUGAGCGACAGCAAGGAAGCCGGAGUGGCUGGAGUUGUGUGGUCCUCUGUGAAGUUGCGGCUGCUCUGCAGCCAGGUACUAAAGGAGCUACUGGGACAGGGGAUUGAUUAUGAGAAGAUCCUGAAGCUCACGGUUGACGCCAAGUUUGAGUCAGGCGAUGUGAAGGCCACAGUGGCAGUGCUGAGUUUCAUCCUCUCCAGUGCGGCCAAGCACAGUGUCGAUGGCAAAUCCUUGUCCAGUGAACUGCAGUAGCUGGGGCUGCCCCAAGAGCAUGUGCCCAGCCUGUGCCGCUGUUAUGAGGAGAAGCAAAGCCCCUUGCAGAAGCACUGGGUCUGCAGCCUACGCAGUAUGAGGCCAGCCAGGGUCCGGACUCAUCCUAGAAAGUGCACGCAGCACACAAAGUGCAUGGAGAGUCCAGGGAGACGACUUAACCAUGGUCACAUACCGAGCAGCCGCAGAGCUGGGACGUGGCCCUGGGUCUCCUGA
This is a messenger RNA of Pongo pygmaeus (Bornean orangutan), 513 nucleotides long. Its product is annotated as COMM domain-containing protein 4. Lineage: Eukaryota; Metazoa; Chordata; Mammalia; Primates; Hominidae. The record is from RefSeq and is a predicted model, not a curated record.